CCAACUUCAAAACAAUCCCGAAAUGAAUUGCCAGAAAAAACCUAUCAGUGCAUCACUCCCGUUGAACCAACAGUGAAAAUCAAGAAUGCAGAGAUUAUGCACCAAGGUCCGCUCUUUGGCCGGGCAAUCAACCCAAAUUCUGACCGCCUUCUCCUCUUCUCGCCGCUUCAUACACACUUCCCAACUUCGCCAACCUCUCUGUUUCGUAUCAGCUUCUCGUAAGUGUAACCUUAGCGGCCAACUUCUUAACACAUCUUCAUCGCCUAGUCUGUUCCAAUCGCCUUCUGUCGCUUUUCAAUCGCCAUUGCCUCCUUCUUCAGCUCUUCUCUCUUUGGUGCAUGUGCGUCAUGUUUCAUCAAGGGAGCGCCGGAAGAAGAGGAAGCCAAUGACACCAGUCACCUCCAAAGUCAAGAAAGUCAAAAUAAAAUUUUAUUCGUCCUACAAGGACAGAUUUCGGACAAUGAAUGAUGGGACUAUCAGACGCUGGAGGGAGGGCAAGAAUCAUAAUGCCCACUUGAAGUCGAAGAAAUCAAAACGUAGACUCAGAAAGCCAUCAACUGUCCCUGCAGCUUAUGCCAAAGUUAUGAAGAAACUUAAUUUCUGUGGUUAGAAACAUUCAAAGCUGAGGAAAAUGUUUUUUGAGCAAAAGCUUUUGUGGCUACAAAUUAAACUCAUAUUGGCAUUGUUGUUUUUGAGCAAUUGGAACCGUUGAUAACAGCUUUCACCAUUUCAUGUUUGAUUUCUUUCAAUUUUAUUGGCAGAUAUGGAUUAACUGAUCCUUUAUCAUA
Manihot esculenta (cassava) is the source of this 788-nucleotide messenger RNA. RefSeq lists its product as uncharacterized. The coding region runs from base 86 to 610 and encodes 174 amino acids. Gene Ontology annotation, molecular function: structural constituent of ribosome. The transcript is spliced from 4 exons. The record is from RefSeq and is a predicted model, not a curated record. Gene Ontology annotation, biological process: translation. Gene Ontology annotation, cellular component: ribosome. Lineage: Eukaryota; Viridiplantae; Streptophyta; Magnoliopsida; Malpighiales; Euphorbiaceae.